CUAACACUGCGAGCCGCCGCACCGCCUCCUUCCAACGUCUCCUUCCGCUCACAGUGCGCGUCACGUCCACGGCAGAGCACAGUAGUGCCGCAGCGUGUCGCUUCAUGUUCUUGACGGUCGCUGCACGCUGCGUGGAGCUUUUCCAUCGAUGCCCUCCACCUGAUGUGACAUUUCCACGGCACCGCACGACACAUCUGACGCGAUGAGAGCAAUAGCGGGGCUGCUACACUACGUGGGACUUUAUGUUCAACUUAACGCGGCUCUCAUUGUCGGACACGCAGAGCUGGAUAAUCAUUUAUCUGGAAAUGCUCUUUUCACCGAAGUCCCUCACGACGUCACGACGCAGAGUGGUGAAGAUGUAGAGAUGGCGUGCUCUUUCCGCGGGGCGGGUUCUCCUUCCUCCUUGGAGAUCCAGUGGUGGUACGUCAAGGACCACAGAGACCACCGUGAGAAGCCUGCACAGAUCACAAACGACGUUGGACCUCUGGAGGAGACGUUCAAAGAUGGCACUAAAAUUAGCGUGGUAAAAGUGGCCGGCAGUAACAUUUCCCACAAGCUGUGCCUCUCCAGCGUCAAACCAUCGGAUCAGGGCACGUAUGAGUGCCGCGUCAUCGACUUCAGCGGCUCCGAGGUGCAGCACCAUCGCGUCCGGGCCUACCUCCACGUGGAGCCCAGUCAAGGGUCAGACGUCCGAUUCCCUGGAUCGGGGCAUCGGUCAGAAAGCGACGCGGUCCGCCCACACGAGCACCACCGCCAUCACAGGAAACAGGAAGAGUAAGGAGUGUGCUAGUUGGCGUGCAUGUUCAUGGCGGCGGAGGAGAGGCCGUCGUCGUCACUGUGAGGCGAGGCGGCGCCCGCUGCUGCUCUUUGUACUUCAUCAUGUUUGUACAGUAUGUGCUACUGUAUGUGCUUUGUAGUCACGAAAGGCCCCUUUAAAGUCCUUAUUUGGGGGUGGAGUCUAUGCCGUAUGGGAAUCUGAUGGAUGGAUACAUGCAUUCCAAAGAGCAACAACUCCAGAAUCCUUGGAAUAGCUGGCACUGCAGGGCUUCCGAGCUUUUUAGAGCUGGCCUAGGAUAUUUGUCCAAAUGUACGUAUUGUGAUAUUAUAUCUGCAUUUUCUUAGCAUUUUAUCCACCAAUACAAUAAAAAAAAAAAACACUUGACAUGUUUUGUCAUGUGUGAAUGCUUUCCACUCAUCCAAUUGGUUGAUUUAUUAUGGGCUUGCUCAGUAAUGCAAGCCCAUAUUGUUAUUCCUUGUGAUGUUUAGCUAUUAUUAUAUCUUAAUCUUCCCAUUUUUGUGCGCGUAAUGCGGCCAAAACCGCAAGAAGGACCCCCAAACAUGUUACACCGCCGGAAUCCUGACGCUCAGGACUACAGCGGUAUUUAUUUUUUGGAACGUUUUGUGUAACCAUGGCGACGCUAUUCACCAAAACGUUCCAAAAUGGGCCACUAGAUUAGAUACACCUGUUCUAUUUUUAGAACACA
Messenger RNA from Doryrhamphus excisus (bluestripe pipefish), 1484 nucleotides. It is a transcript of the gene vstm2lb, whose product is annotated as V-set and transmembrane domain containing 2 like b. NCBI's taxonomy places the organism in Eukaryota, Metazoa, Chordata, Actinopteri, Syngnathiformes, Syngnathidae. The record is from RefSeq and is a predicted model, not a curated record. Gene Ontology annotation, cellular component: membrane.